This is a messenger RNA of Opisthorchis viverrini, 570 nucleotides long. RefSeq lists its product as hypothetical. The record is from RefSeq and is a predicted model, not a curated record. Gene Ontology annotation, molecular function: mRNA 5'-UTR binding; structural constituent of ribosome; small ribosomal subunit rRNA binding. Bases 1 to 570 code for a protein of 189 amino acids. NCBI's taxonomy places the organism in Eukaryota, Metazoa, Platyhelminthes, Trematoda, Opisthorchiida, Opisthorchiidae. Gene Ontology annotation, biological process: maturation of SSU-rRNA from tricistronic rRNA transcript (SSU-rRNA, 5.8S rRNA, LSU-rRNA); ribosomal small subunit assembly; translation. The transcript has 5 exons. Gene Ontology annotation, cellular component: mitochondrial small ribosomal subunit; ribosome.
AUGGAUCCGCGUGCGCCACCAUCGUGGAACGAUGUUGACGUAUUCCUAUGUGGAGUGCAAGAUUCCUUUCCGAUUUCAAGCAAUACACAGCCUACUGCUGCAGUCAGCACUAGUCAUGAUCCUCUACCUGAAGCCGCGCGGAAAGUGGACGCCCCCAAAAUUCUUGGUCACCACAUCGUAACGGAAGAGUGUCUCACGUCAAUAGUGGGGGACCGGGCUUUCUAUGAACUCCCCGUACUACAUAUUAGUGCUGGAAAAAACAAUACAUUUGCCACAUUGACUGAUUGUAACGGCCGUAUUUUAGAACGAUCAAGCUGCAGUGCGGAGGGCUUUCAGAAUGCGCGUAAAAAAACAACAGUGGCUGCUCAAACUUUGGGAAUUUCCAUGGGUUUUAAGGCUCAAAAAAUUGGAAUCACUACUGUUCGAGUCAAAAUGCGUGGGCUUGGAUCUGGUCGACUGCCUACUUUAUCAGGGGCCGCACUAGCGGGCUUACAAGUGGUCUCGUUGACUGACGACACGAGCAUGCAUUACGGUCAUGGAAAGCGACCCCGAAAGAUGAGGAGGAAAUGA